Molecule: messenger RNA, 1273 nt
Organism: Eupeodes corollae
Lineage: Eukaryota; Metazoa; Arthropoda; Insecta; Diptera; Syrphidae
Gene: Coq9
Product: ubiquinone biosynthesis protein COQ9, mitochondrial
Exons: 4
Coding region: 114-1145 (343 amino acids)
Biological process (GO): ubiquinone biosynthetic process
Cellular component (GO): mitochondrial inner membrane
Molecular function (GO): lipid binding
Source: RefSeq, a predicted model, not a curated record
CAGUUCUUAAACGGUUGUCACCAAUGACACUUCGCUUAAAAAGAAAACGAAAGUAAAAAAUAGAAUUCAAAAAAAGUGUGCGCAGGUUAAUCCUCGAGACCACCAAACGAAUUAUGGCAAAUCUAAGCGCAUUUAAUCGAAUAACCAAGUUACAAAAAAUCCUCCUCUACUCAAAUUUAAAUAAUUUACUGCAGCCAACAUCAACUGUUGCUACCAAUUCAGCAUUAAAAGCCUUUUUUCACAAGCAGCACCAGCACACGCAGGAACAACAGCCGUCUAGUCCAAAGUUAACAAAGCCAUAUUGCACUCGUUAUAACUCUUUUAGCAGAAAUUUCACAACUGGCACUCAAAGCACAUCUAAAUCCACAAAUAUCGAUGAAUUCCGUGCUAGGGAGGAGAAACGGGAGGAAGAAUUCAACAAGCAACAGAGUGAAUCACCUCCCGACGAAAAGGAGCAAGAGAAUGCUCGACAAGCCAAAACCGAUAUAGUUCGUAUGAAAAUACUUGAUGCCGCCUUAAAACAUGUUCCUGCAGAAGGUUGGUCACGUCAGGCAAUAAUUCAAGGUGCCGAGGAGGCUGGUUAUCCUAGUGAAGUGCACGGAAUGUUCCCCAGUGGUGGUUAUGAGCUGGUCUCACAUUUCGUAGGCAAGUGCAAUGAGGCUCUGUUGAAGCAUAUGCAAGCUGAAACAAACAAUGGACAGAAAGAAGUGGCAGAUCCUCUAGACUUCCUGAUUCGUUCGGUCAAGUUUCGUUUGCAGAUGAUAGAACCAUACAAAAGUCAUUGGCCCCAAGCGAUGGCAUUGAUAGCUCUGCCACCUAAUGUACCGACAUCACUGGCACAGGUUCUGACAAUGGUUGAUGAUAUGUGCUAUUAUUCUGGUGAUAGAUCAGUUGAUUUUGGUUGGUAUACUAGACGAGUUGGAUUAGCGACAAUUUUCAAAAUGGUUGAAGUAUUCAUGUUGCAAGACUCAUCUCCAGAUCACCAAGAGACAUGGACAUUCUUAAAAAAUCGAAUGGAAGAAGCUGCCCAAAUUCAAAUGGUACUCGCACAGACAGGUGAUAUGACUAAUAACUUCCAGAGAUCGUUUAAUUCUGCCUUCGUCACAGCUCGAAACAUCUUAGGACUUAACUAUAAUCGAAGAUAAUUCUCUGGAAUAAAUGAAAAUCCAUUCGUUAAGCUAUGCAACGGACAAAACAAAAAUUCAACCAAAAACAAACAUACUAUAAAAGUCACUAAGCUUAGCCCAGAUAGAAUAUAAAAACAAAACAAAAA